Aphanomyces invadans is the source of this 1263-nucleotide messenger RNA. RefSeq lists its product as hypothetical. Gene Ontology annotation, cellular component: EKC/KEOPS complex; cytoplasm. The record is from RefSeq and is a predicted model, not a curated record. The coding region runs from base 16 to 1122 and encodes 368 amino acids. Gene Ontology annotation, biological process: tRNA threonylcarbamoyladenosine modification. The transcript is spliced from 4 exons. Lineage: Eukaryota; Oomycota; Saprolegniomycetes; Saprolegniales; Verrucalvaceae.
CGCACCAACUUGUGCAUGAGUGGCGGCGACACGAACGGUGCGGUGUAUGCGCUGGGCAUUGAAGGCAGCGCAAACAAGCUCGGCGUGGGUGUUUUGAUCCUUCAUGCGGACGGCAGCUGCAAGAUCCUGAGCAACCCGAGGAAGACGUACAUUCCACCGCCUGGGCAAGGAUUCUUGCCGCGGGAGACUGCAUGGCACCACCAAGUCCACUUUGCUCCCCUCGUGCGUCUUGCACUCACGCAAGCCAAGAUCAAACCGUCUCAGAUCCACUGCAUCUGUUACACGAAGGGUCCAGGCAUGGGUGCACCGCUUCGUUCGGCGGCGGUCGGCGCUCGGAUGCUGUCGCUACUGUGGAAGAAGCCCCUCGUCGCCGUCAACCAUUGUGUGGGUCAUAUCGAGAUGGGCCGCGCCGUGACAAAGAGCGACGACCCCGUCGUACUUUACGUGAGUGGCGGGAACACGCAAGUCAUCUCGUACAGCACGCAAAAAUACCGCAUCUUCGGCGAGACCAUCGACAUUGCCGUCGGCAACUGCCUCGACCGCUUUGCUCGAGUACUCAACCUGUCCAACGACCCGAGCCCAGGCUACAACAUCGAGCAGCUCGCCAAAUCCGGGACCAAGUACAUUGAGCUGCCGUACGUUGUGAAAGGCAUGGACGUGUCGUUUUCCGGGCUUUUGUCGUUUAUUGAAAAAGAGGCCAAGGCCAAGCUCGCGUCGGGCGAGUGCACCAAGGCAGAUUUAUGUUAUUCGUUGCAGGAAACCAUCUUUGCCAUGCUCGUACGAAGCAAUUUUGUGCUGACGACAACGUUGUAUGUAACCCUGGCCGUCCAACAGGUUGAGAUCACGGAGCGAGCGAUGGCGCAUUGUGGCCAGAGUCAAGUGCUGAUUGUCGGGGGCGUCGGCUGCAACAAGCGACUGCAAGAAAUGAUGGAGAUGAUGGCGAAAGACCGCGGCGGCAGUGUAUGCGCCAUGGACCACCGGUACUGCAUCGACAACGGUGCGAUGAUCGCGCAAGCUGGCGCGCUGCAAUUCCGAUCGCUCGGGCCCACGCCUCUUGCCGAGUGCACGUGUACUCAACGGUUUCGAACAGACGAAGUGGAUGUCGUGUGGCGAACCAAGUAGGCGAGGCGUCCACCGCAUGAAGACUCGAACAGGACGCGCUACGACAUAGUGGCCGACUUGAACCGUGUCUGGCGUAGCUGCCAAGUUAGCGCGUCAAAUAAGUAGCGAAUACACUUGGCAUGCAAGUUUGCGGCCCAAGUG